GAUUUCUCCCCCCCGGGGCCUGCGGCAGCCUCCCGGACUGGACAUUGAUCCUAUGACGCAUGCCCGGAAAAAACAACUUUUCCUUCUGAAACAUCCAGCUGGUUCUGCUGGCCAACAGAACAGCAGGAGGAUGGACAGGGCCAACGCAGAGCAGCGGGACGGAGAUGCCUCGGAGGCUCCAAACUGUCCCAGUGGGUUUGUAGGGAAUAACAAAAGCAAGAGUUUGCGUGAAGUGCGAAAGACGUACCCGCUGCGGAGGCGGCUGCUCCCCUCCGUGAGCAAAAAGACCUGCAAGGUGCUCCUCACUAGGCUGGAGGAUGUGGCUGGCUCUCUGUCCAAACAGACCCCGAGCUGUAAAAAAAAGCACCUUCCCAGCUGGGUUGAGGGUUUGGGAUCUGCUUUGUUCUCGGAACAAGUUCAGCCUGUGGGAGCGGGCAAGAGUGAGUCAUCUGGGGAGAAGUGCACAGUAAGUUAUCCCGGGCAGGAGCAGGACUUUGAUCCUGCUCCCUCGGAGCCCAGGAAGCGCCGGCUGGCCUCGCUGAACGCCGAGGCGGUGAACAACCUGCUGUUCGAACGGGAUGAUGGCUUGUUAGCCAGCAGGCGCUUCCGCAGGGACUCUGGGAAGGCUGCUGGGGACUGUACCCUCAAGGGCUUGCAGUGCAAAGCCGGUGACAACUGGCCUGCCCUGGAAAAACCGGCUGUGAAAACGGGGAAAGGAAAAAGCCGGCAUGAGCCCAGUCAGAAAUGCAAUAGCUGCGAGCAUUCGCUGGAUGAGGUCUUUGAUGAUGGGGCAAAGAGGGAGGAUGGUGCCGUCUCCUACCAUCCCACCCCAAAGAGACUGGCCAGCCUGAACGCCGUGGCUUUCCUGAAGCUGACCCACGAGAAAGACCAACCCCUGAAACAGAGGAAUAAAUCGGACGGAGAGGGCAAGUCCGAGAACCACUGUUCAAAAUCUACACUCAAAUGGGCCAAAGCUGGACGGAAGAACUGUGUCAAAUCCAAGAAGGAAGUGGCUAGCUUAAAAAUGGAUGGGCAGCAUGGCUGGCAAGGCCAGACCCUGGGCACGUUUGGGAAAGGGGAGCAGCGGGACUCUUCCAGGCACUAUGGGACGACAGAGCCUGUCCCCUAUGAGUCACUGUCUGGCUCCUAUGCCAGCACGGAGGGCUUCUACCACAGACUGCCUUUGCUCAUGGGAGGUCAAGCUUCCAUGAAGCCGGAGUAUGGAAGACCCGGAGAGAAAUCCCCAACCCCCAAACAGGAAUUUCAUCAGCCUUCCUUUCCCGUGCAGCAGUUCCCUCCCUUGCCUGUGCCCGGGAAUCACGCGGAUUGUGGAUGUCUCUAUGAAUCCUCAGAUCUGACUCCGUUGAACGGGUUUUAUGUUUAUUAUGGCCAAAGUGGAUACAGUGGCUAUUCCCCCUGCUCCGUUUAUCCCAAGGACGAGCUGUCGCAGGCUGCCACCUGUGAGGGGCUCCUGGUAUCUUCCGGUUCCUUGCCAUCAGGUGCUCAUCUCCAGCCCCUGCACUGGUGCAGCUCUCCGUACUGCUGCGGGGAGGGAGCGGCCGUGAGCAGCUACAGCGUCUGCGGCGUGGUGCAUGUGCCGGAGGGCAGGAUCGGCGGCGUGCACGCGGGACGGAGCAGCUAUCCCUACAAAAUGCCUUUUGCAGCAGAAGGCUGCAAGUCUCUGGACCAGCUGAACCUCACAAUCCCAGUGGCAGGACACCCCGCGUCGCCUGCCCACCCGCUCUCAGGAUGUCCCGUGCCCAGCGUGCCGCCGGCUGCAGAGCCCGUUCCUCACCUGCAGACCCCCAACUCUGACCCUCAGACCAUGGCCCGAGAAUGUCCUCAGAGCUCCAAGCCUCCCAGCGGCUCCAAGUCUGGGCUGAGGAAUACUCCGGGCUGCCUGCACGCCUCCAACAGCAAAGCGGCAGGAGGCCAUUCCCACCCCAAGCAGCAGCGGAUCAGCCGGCGCAGAGCCACCAACGGCUGGAUCCCUGUGGGCACGGCCUGUGAGAAGGCUGUCUACGUUGUGAACGAGCCGGAGCCGGCCAUGCGCAAGAGCUACCAGGCUGUGGAGAGGGACGGGGAGAUCAUCCGGGUGCGGGACACCGUGCUCCUCAAAUCCGGGCCCCGCAAGAAAUCCAUGCCCUACGUCGCCAAGAUCUCUGCACUCUGGGAGGACCCCAAGACAGGGGAGCUGAUGAUGAGUCUCCUGUGGUAUUACAGACCAGAGCACACUCAGGGAGGCCGCAACCCCAGCAUGCACCAGAAUGAGAUCUUCGCCUCGCGGCACCAGGACGAGAACAGCGUCGCCUGCAUCGAGGAGAAAUGCUACGUCCUGACCUUCGCAGAGUACUGCAGAUUUUGUGCCUUGGCAAAGCGUCGAGUUGAAGGGAUUCCGGGCAGGAAAACCAUCAUGGUUCCUCCCUCGGAGGAAUAUUCCACCCCUCCACACCGCAAGGUGCCCGAGGACACGGACCCCGAGCUGGUUUUCCUCUGUCGUCACGUCUAUGACUUCCGGCACGGGCGCAUCCUGAAGAACCCACAGUAGCACAGCCCUUCCGUCGGAGCGCGGCGGGAGCAGGCAGUA
Molecule: messenger RNA, 2587 nt
Organism: Cinclus cinclus
Lineage: Eukaryota; Metazoa; Chordata; Aves; Passeriformes; Cinclidae
Gene: BAHD1
Product: bromo adjacent homology domain containing 1
Exons: 7
Coding region: 53-2548 (831 amino acids)
Molecular function (GO): chromatin binding
Source: RefSeq, a predicted model, not a curated record